AUUCUUGGUUAGCUCAAUAAGGAGAAAGAGUAACUGUUUGUUAUAGUUAUGGGAAGAAGUUGCAAUCUUCUCUUUGCUCUUGCACUUCUCAUUCUGCUUCAUCACCAUUCUUCAAUGGCUACAUUUACCAAUAUUAGAACCGAUGAAGCUGUUCUUCUUGCCUUUAAAUCUCACAUCUCUUUUGGUCCUAACAAUAUCUUAGCAAGAAAUUGGUCUUCUUCCUGGCCAGUUUGCAGCUGGAUUGGAAUCAUUUGUGGCUCCCGCCACAACCGAGUCACUACUUUAGACAUUUCUAGCAUGCAACUUCAUGGUACUAUUCCUCCACACCUUGGAAACCUCUCAUUUCUUGUUUCCCUUGACAUUAAUAACAACACUUUUCAUGGAGAGUUGCCAGAAGAGUUGGCUCGUCUGAAGAGGUUGAAAUUGAUAGAUACCACAAGCAAUAACUUCACUGGUGUCAUUCCAUCAUUUUUAAGUUUGUUACCAGACAUUCGCUAUGUGAGCCUUUCAAGGAACCAGUUUUUCGGAAAAAUUCCCUCUUCCCUUUCCAAUAUAACAAAGCUGGAAGUGUUGAGAUUGCAUACUAAUUUUCUAGAAGGAGAGAUCCCUGGAGAACUCGGUAAUCUUCGUUACCUGACCUCGCUAUACCUGCAACAGAACCAGCUUACUGGCUCUAUACCACCAUCAAUCUUUAACAUUACAUCAAUGCAAGAGAUUGUUCUUACCAGCAACAAUCUUACUGGUAAGCUUCCAAUAACUAUAUGUGACCAUCUUCCAAAUUUGGAAGGGCUUUACCUCUCAAACAACAACCUAGAUGGCUCUAUCCCAUCAAACACAGGAAAAUGCAAAAAGCUGCAAGUCUUAUCAUUGUCUGUCAAUGAGUUCAUUGGAACUAUACCAAGAGAGUUAGCCAACUUAACAGCUCUUACAAACUUAUAUCUUGGAAUUCUGCAUCUGGAAGGAGAGGUACCGGCAGAGCUAGGUAAUCUAAAGAAACUACAGGAGCUAUCAUUAUCUAGGAAUGAGUUUACUGGUUCCGUCCCGACAAGCAUUUUAAACAUGUCAGAACUGCAGUUCCUAGUACUUGACGAAAAUAAGCUUUCAGGUCAUCUGCUAUCAGAUUUAGAUCGUGGAAUGCCCAACCUAGAAGAACUUUAUUGUGGGUUGAAUAAUUUGAGUGGCUUUAUCUCUGCUUCUAUCUCAAAUUCUUCAAGACUCAGAAUACUUGAUCUCGCAGGUAACAGUUUCACAGGUCCAAUUCCUGAAUCACUUGGUGACUUAGAACACCUUGAGCUUUUAAACUUGGGGGGAAAUAAUUUUUCCAGUGAUUCAGCAUUGAGCUUCCUGACACCUUUGACAAACUGUAGGAAACUAAGAGAACUCAUCUUAUCUCAGAAUCCAUUGGGUGGUUUUUUUCCGGAAUCUGUUGGGAAUUUCUCUUACUCUCUACAAAUUUUCGAAGCACAUAGUUGUAAAUUGAAAGGCGUCAUUCCUAAAGAAAUUGGUAAUCUUACUGGAGUGACAAAAUUAAAUCUGUUUAACAAUGAGUUGACGGGACAUAUUCCAAAUAAUGUCCAAGGCAUGCUGCACCUUCAACAAUUUUACCUACAAAGCAACAGGAUAAAAGGAACCAUCCCCGAUGCUAUGUGCAUUUUAAAGAAUCUUGGUGGCUUAGGCCUGUCAGGAAAUCAGUUAUCUGGUACAGUGACACCAUGCUUAGGGAAUGUUACCACUUUGAGAUAUCUUUAUCUAGAUAAUAACAGGCUAAAUUCAACAUUACCUGCUAGCUUGGGGGGCCUUCAAGAUGUCAUAGUAUUCAAUGCUUCAUCCAAUUUAUUAACUGGGGAAAUUCCUCAAGAGAUCGGAAAUUUAAAGGCUGCAACGCUCAUUGAUAUGUCAAAAAAUGAAUUCUUUGGUACUAUCCCUAGUACUCUAGAGGUCUAGAUAAAUUGAUUGAUCUUUCUCUGGCACAUAAUAGAUUAGAUGGGCCUAUUCCAGAUUCAUUUGGCAAAAUGCUGGCCUUGGAAUCCUUAGAUUUAAGUUUUAACAAUCUUAGAGGAGAAAUUCCAAAGUCAUUAGAAGCUCUUGUGUAUCUGAAAUACCUUAACUUCUCGUUUAAUGAACUCAGUGGCGAGAUUCCCACUAGUGUUCCUUUUGGAAAUGCCACAGGACAAUCUUUCUUGUCAAAUGAAGCACUUUGUGGUGAUUUUAAGUUUGAUGUGCCACAGUGCGUCCUCAAAUCUCCCAAGAGGAAAAAAGCAAACUUGGUUUUGUACAUCCUCUUGGGAACAUAUUUCUUUUAUUAGCGCUCGCAUAUGUAUUUUUAAGAUGGCGAAAGAUAAAGAAGAAUGCAGGUCAAACAGAUGUGCCUAUGGUAAAAGGGCAUGAAAGAAUUUCCUAUUAUGAACUUGAACAAGCAACCGGAGGAUUCGAUGAAAGCAACUUGCUGGGUAAUGGGAGUUUCAGCAUUGUCUACAAAGGGAUACUUAAGGAUGGUACUCUUUUGGCAACAAAGGUAUUCAAUGUGCAAUUGGAAGGUGCAUUCAAAAGUUUUGAUAUAGAAUGUGAGAUGUUGAGCAGCCUUCGCCAUCAAAAUCUUACUAAAGUCAUCACUUGUUGCUCUAGCCCCGAUUUCAAAGCCCUGGUGUUGGAGUACAUGCCCAAUGGGACACUUGAUAAAUGGUUAUACUCUCAUAACUUAUUCUUGGACCUAUUUCAGAGAUUGGAUAUAAUGAUAGAUGUGGCCUCAGCAUUAGACUAUCUCCAUAAUGGCUAUUCAACACCAGUGGUGCAUUGUGAUUUGAAGCCAAGCAAUGUCUUGUUAGAUCAAGAAAUGGUUGGCCAUGUUAGUGAUUUUGGCAUUGCAAAAUUGUUAGAUGCAAGGGAGGAUUUUGUUCAGACAGGGACAAUAGCAACCAUUGGAUAUAUUGCUCCAGAGUAUGGACGAGAUGGAAUGGUAUCCACGAGCUGUGAUGUUUAUAGUUUUGGCAUCCUGAUGAUGGAGACUUUUACAAGAAUGCGACCAAUUGAUAAAAUAUUUGUUGGAGACUUUAGCAUACGACGUUGGGUUAGUGAUUCUUUUCCAAGUGGAGUUCAUAAGGUGGUGGAUGCUAAUUUGGUACAGCUAGGGGAUGAACAAACUGAGGCAAAGAUGCAGUGUCUUUUAUCUAUCAUGGAAUUAGCUUUGAGCUGCACUCUAGUGACACCUAAUGCAAGAAUUAGGAUGGCUGAUGCUCUUUCUACACUUAAAAAGAUUAGACUCCAGUUUGUCAGUAGUCGUCACUAGGUGGUAUCAGAUCGUUAGCUCCCUGAUGCUUGAUUACCUAUGUGGGUUGUGUUAUCCUUUCAAUUAUGCACAAUUACUUGAGUGAUUUUGUAUCAUGGAUUGUAG
This is a messenger RNA of Lycium barbarum (goji berry), 3391 nucleotides long. Its product is annotated as probable LRR receptor-like serine/threonine-protein kinase At3g47570. Gene Ontology annotation, cellular component: plasma membrane. Bases 49 to 1944 code for a protein of 631 amino acids. Lineage: Eukaryota; Viridiplantae; Streptophyta; Magnoliopsida; Solanales; Solanaceae. The transcript has 3 exons. The record is from RefSeq and is a predicted model, not a curated record. Gene Ontology annotation, molecular function: protein binding.